Molecule: messenger RNA, 581 nt
Organism: Styela clava
Lineage: Eukaryota; Metazoa; Chordata; Ascidiacea; Stolidobranchia; Styelidae
Source: RefSeq, a predicted model, not a curated record
AAAGAAGUUCAUGACGUCAUCACAAUAACUCUGCUUGAAAACGUGUUCACAACUCGAUCGAUCACUUCCAUUGCUUCCCCUCAAUCGUUCCAGCAGUCAACUAUGUCUGCGAACACAGAGAACUGCGGCGUCGUUUACAAGUCGAAAUGUUUCCGAGCCAUCGUAUAUGACAAGCGGAACGUCACAUUGGGCGUCGCUGAAUCUCUUUGCAAAAACAAGCUGGCUAAUAUUUAUGACAUUACACACCUCAACAAGCUGAAGAAUUAUUUACGCACAAUGAUUCCUGGUGGGCGGAGAAACAUGUGGGUUCGUACGGGAAUGACUUAUGAGAACGAUAACUUGUAUUUAACCAAUGGCACAGAUGUAUCUCUGCCGAGCAAAGUUUGGUACCCUGGUCAUUUGUCUUCCAUGGCAUCAAGCACAAAUGUUGUGCUUCUGGUCGAUCGAGAUCCAGAAUUCGAGCAAGGGAUUUAUAAUUUUAGUCCAAACUGGAGUUAUCACGGAGCCAUCUGUGAAAAUGAAAUAUAACUUUGAACAUUGGCUGAUUAUUAAACUGAAGAAAGCAAGAAAUUAUUCGCAGU